Molecule: messenger RNA, 1678 nt
Organism: Lucilia cuprina (Australian sheep blowfly)
Lineage: Eukaryota; Metazoa; Arthropoda; Insecta; Diptera; Calliphoridae
Exons: 1
Coding region: 83-1618 (511 amino acids)
Source: RefSeq, a predicted model, not a curated record
UCAUUAUAAUUUUGGUUUUUAUUUUACAAAAUUUGCAGUUUUCUUUAAAUUAGAUUUCCGAAAAUUAAAAAUCAUAAUUGCAAUGAGUCAACAAACUCUUCAAAAAGCAAUGGGCGACUCGAUGAAUAAAGUUAAAAACGAUUUGUUGGACAUACCCAUUGCUUGCCAAUAUGGAAAUUUAUGUUCCAACGAUACACAUCGUAUACACAAUGAAAAUGCCAACUGGUUAACAGAACGAAAAGAUAAACUACCCAUAUGGAGUCGUCUUAAACCUAUUAAUUGUGCAGGUCAAUCAAGACAGAUGAUGUAUUCAAAGGAUAAAGAUUAUGAAAUUGAAAUACCAGGACGAUUACUAUCCAUUUUUGGUACUAUAUCUCAGCAAACAAGUUUAAACAAUAAAAUGAAAAAUAUGGAAAACUAUCAGUUGGUGGGAAAUAUUUUAGCUUUGUGUGCUGCUCUUAGUUGCAAUUUCUUAAAUUGGUCGAUAAAUUUAUUAGAUAAAAUUAUGACAAAGGCUACACAACUGUAUCCAGAGUUGUUAAGAAGAUUAAAUAUUACGGAUAAAGAAUUCAACUAUAGUCAUUUGAAUCAAUUCUAUCAGUUUGAAAAUACUGAUUAUCAAGUCCAAGUCCAGCAAGUUGCCACAGGUUAUUUGUAUAUUCGUUACGGUUUGAAUGAAUUUAAUUUAGCCAGAGCUUUAACAUGGUUUUUUCGGAACUAUCAAUUUGGUCUGCUAAAAUGCUGUAAUCGUACUUUAGCUUUUGGUUUUACUUUCGACACCAAUUAUGGAUUCUUUAUGUUCGAUUGCCAUAGCAGGGAGUUUCCUUUAUUUGAAAAUCAGCAAACCACUUCAUAUAUUCUAAGGACACAUCAUUUGCAAAUUUUACUUUACUGUCUAAUAAUGACCCUUAAUAUUUCCACUGAAAUGAUGAAAUUUUAUAUAUAUAAUGUUGACAUUAGAAUAUUAAAUUCUUUGGAAACCAAAAGCCUUAGGAAAGAGAUAUACGUGCCAACGAUAGUAACGAAGAAAGAGGUAGAAAAGAAAGUUGACUGCGGAACCAUACACAAAAGGAGUAAUAAUAAAGCAAUACCCAAUACACCCUGUAAAACUGCAAAAACUUUUACUACAACAACCGCAUUAAAAGCUUCCACUUCAUUAGCACCAAAACUUCCCAAAAAAUCUAAUCCUGACACUAAAACAAAGCCUUUAAAAUCUGAGACAUUAAAAAGUGAAAAUUCUCAAAAGAAAAUUCCUCUCGAUCCCAAUAAAACUUAUUACAUCAUAGCAGUUCCAAAGGAAUCCAAUAUUAUUAUAGCAAAAUCUACAUCCAAACUAAACUGUUCUUCUCAGAAAGAUAUUAAUGCAAAAACUGAGAAAUCUGUAGAAAAAACUGAUCAAAAUGUUAAAGUAAAUUUACACCGUAUCAAUACCCUUAAACCCUCAGAAGCUGAUGAACAAACCGACACCCAACUAUUUCAAGAAAGUGAGUCGGAAACAAUUUACUUAGAUAAAACUGCUAGUUCAAGCACCUUAACACCAGAUCCUACAGAAGGAAAUUAUUCAAAUCCUUUGGGUUUAAAACUAUAUUUGGUAGAUAACCGUAAUAAUUGUAAAUGAUUGAAAUAAAAAAUUCGCUGUACCAUUUCUAAAGUUCGUUUAAACAAAAUAAAAAAAUUU